Ophidiomyces ophidiicola is the source of this 552-nucleotide messenger RNA. RefSeq names its product Arf GTPase arf1 (gene ARF1). Lineage: Eukaryota; Fungi; Ascomycota; Eurotiomycetes; Onygenales; Onygenaceae. Gene Ontology annotation, cellular component: plasma membrane; cytoplasm. Gene Ontology annotation, biological process: vesicle-mediated transport; intracellular protein transport. The transcript is spliced from 4 exons. The coding region runs from base 1 to 552 and encodes 183 amino acids. The record is from RefSeq and is a predicted model, not a curated record. Gene Ontology annotation, molecular function: GTPase activity; GTP binding.
AUGGGCAUGACAUUUUCGAAAUUGUUCGACAGCAUAUGGCGAAAGAAGGAAAUGAGAAUCCUGAUGGUUGGCCUUGAUGCUGCUGGAAAGACCACCAUUCUAUACAAGCUGAAACUUGGUGAAAUCGUCACGACUAUCCCCACAAUUGGCUUCAACGUCGAGACGGUCGAAUAUAAGAACAUCCAAUUCACCGUGUGGGACGUUGGUGGCCAGGACAAGAUCAGACCCCUUUGGCGACACUAUUUCCAGAACACGCAAGGCAUCAUUUUCGUUGUCGACAGCAAUGAUCGUGACCGUGUCGUCGAGGCCCGAGAGGAACUUCAGCGCAUGCUCAAUGAAGACGAACUCCGCGAUGCCCUCCUCCUUGUCUUCGCCAACAAACAAGAUCUUCCCAAUGCCAUGAGCCCAGCUGAGAUUACUCAGCAACUUGGUCUUCAAAGCUUGACAAAACGUGCCUGGUACAUUCAAUCUACCUGCGCCACCACCGGUGAUGGUCUUUACGAGGGCCUCGAAUGGUUGGCAAACGCCCUCAAGAAGUCCGGGCAUGACUGA